AUGAGUACGCACACGGCGCUUUUAGUUGUCUACGGAAUUGUGACGAUACACGCAAUCAUUACUCUCCUGGGAUGGCUCCGAGGCCUCCGCACGCAUUGGCGCAGCUUCAAUCCAAAGAAAUGGAUCUGGAAGAACAGAUAUGUCUCCUUCCAAGAGUUUCACGCUGCUUUCGACCGAGGCGACAUCAUGUUUGCCGCCACUAUCGUAGCAGCCACUUUGCAGCUUUCUCACCCAAAAAUAUCGCAGGUUCUUCAAGCCCACAGCACCUACAGGUCAGACUAUUGGCGAAGAGUCAUUAGAACCGUUGCAUUUAUUUACAUCGUGGUUCGAUCAAACAGUUCAGAAAGGCAGCAGGUCAUCGCGUGGCUUCAGAAUCUGCAUCAUCCCAUUUCCUUAUUCAAGUUCGAACAUAACGUCAUUAUAUUCGCCACCUUUGCGUUUGCGCUGGUCAAUACACAUCGACUUUUGAGAGAUGUGACUCAGGAUGAGGCAGAUGCUAUUGUCUGGGGCGUUAUGAACUUAUCCGACAAGCUGGACCCAAAUGAUCUUGGACGAGAUUACCCAAAGACAUUGGGAGAAGUGGAGAGGUUUUUGGGACAAAGACUGUCGUUUGACACCACCGAACUAUUGAAGAUUCAUUCAGAAAGCUCGAACCUCAGCAGCAUUCGGAAUGAGAUAAAGAAACAGGGUGUCCGAAAGUCAUUGCAACGUCCUGUGACCUUGAUGCGCUGGGCGCUCUUCAAUCUAUUCGUCCGUCGGCUUUCGAAAAGAGUCCUGGCUGGACCGUCUCAAAAAUGCAAUAUUCUGGAGCGAGGUUUCUGGUGGAUGACCCGAAAGCUCAACAUCCUAUUCUCAACCUUCCAUUACAGCCUGUGCCCGCGAACGCUCACUUUCGAUGGCACCAUGGAUCUUCUACUCAAGGGCAGCCCAAGAAUGGAGAAUACUCUGGUAGAGUUGCAUAGCGAGAUAUUCGGAAGCAAGGAUGGUCGCCAUGCUAUCAGUGGACAAGGUCAUCAUGCGGAUCUUGAAGCCCAUCUACCGAGCAUGGAUGUUGAUCAGCGUAUUUUACCUGAAAUGCCUGGGUUUAGAGAAGAGGCUAAGGAGCUUGUUAACUGUGCUUUCUAUCGUGGUGAGCUCGCGGAUGCAAUCAGCAAACCACAACAUUUGGGUAUCAUAAUGGACGGAAACCGUCGCUACUCAAGGAGCCAUGGCCUUGGAAGUGUGUUACUUGGCCACCAAGCUGGUGCUCACAAGCUAAUACAAGUCAUGUCAUGGGUAUUCAGCUCGGGUAUAACAAAUCUCACAGUCUGGGCUUUGUCGGACGACAACUUAAAGAGAGGUCCGCAGGAGCUGGAUCCACUGUUCAAAAUGAUGGCAGAGUAUAUUCAAGAGACAAUCCUGAACGAAGCACCUUUCUCUAUCCCCGCGGUUCGUUUUCGAGUGGUCGGUGAUAGAUCCAUCCUUCCGACGUACCUGAAAAGCAGAAUCGAAGAGGCUGAGGCGGCCACCAGUCGUAACACCAAGUUCAAUCUUCAACUCGCCAUAGGCUAUGGUGGCAGAUCUGAGAUCAUCCUUGCCACCAAGUUAGCAGCUGCGGCCAAGGGACUUGAAGGUAUUACUGAAGGAGACAUUUCCGACCGGAUUUACUCAUCAUGUCUUGGCCUGCCACGGAUUGAUGCAAUCUUAAGAACAAGUGGGGAGAACCGACUGAGCGGCUUCGCUUUGUGGGAGUCACAGCAUGCCGAGUUUACGAUUGUGAAGGCGAGUUGGCCAGCAUUGAGGCAAUCAACAUUCCUUCGGGCAUUGUUGGAUUUAUCUACGCGCAAUCGAAGGCUCGGCGCUUAA
Fusarium coffeatum is the source of this 1845-nucleotide messenger RNA. RefSeq lists its product as uncharacterized. Gene Ontology annotation, molecular function: oxidoreductase activity. Gene Ontology annotation, biological process: polyprenol biosynthetic process. The transcript has a single exon. Bases 1 to 1845 code for a protein of 614 amino acids. Gene Ontology annotation, cellular component: endoplasmic reticulum. Lineage: Eukaryota; Fungi; Ascomycota; Sordariomycetes; Hypocreales; Nectriaceae. The record is from RefSeq and is a predicted model, not a curated record.